Molecule: messenger RNA, 885 nt
Organism: Chenopodium quinoa (quinoa)
Lineage: Eukaryota; Viridiplantae; Streptophyta; Magnoliopsida; Caryophyllales; Amaranthaceae
Product: protein FAR-RED IMPAIRED RESPONSE 1-like
Exons: 4
Coding region: 1-885 (294 amino acids)
Biological process (GO): regulation of DNA-templated transcription
Source: RefSeq, a predicted model, not a curated record
AUGGCGCGGCAGAGGAAUGGGUUGGAAGAGACGCAAUUUGAGCAAAAAGAUUUACAUCACAAAGUGUCAAAGCAAAGGAAAAAGGUGUUUGAUGAUGGAGAUGCAAAAGGCAUGUUCGCGUACUUUAAGAGAAUGGUGGAUGACAAUUCCAAAUUCUUUCAUACCUAUCGAGUUGAUGAAGAAGGUGUCAACCAUCAUGGCCAAACUAUUCUUUUUGGAUGUGCGCUAGUAACUCAUGAGAAUGUUGAGACUUUCGAAUGGGUGUUCUCAAAUUGGCUUCGAUGCAUGGACGAUAAGGCACCUGCUGGGAUCCUAACGGACCAGGACGCCGCAAUCAGGAAAGCUCUAAAGGUUUUUGAGAACAUCACUGAGCAUGUGGUUGAGGAUAGAGUUUGGUACAAGCCUAAGAACUGUUCGAAGGAGAAACCGUCUAAGAGGAAUCAUAGGAUACAAGGUUACAGGAAAUAUGUGAUAAGGGAGCACACUAGGGUGAAGGUUGCAUAUCACGAUCCAAGCAAGACUGAAGAGGUUUGCAGGUUUGAUAAAAUGAUGGUUAAGUUUGGUUCCCUUUGUUCGAAGUCAUCUGUUUCCAAAGACACCACUGAUCUUGUCAUGCAAACGCUCCACUUACUAGAGAUUCAGGUGGAUGAAAAGCUUUCAAUGAUGAAGAUUACUAAUGGAGAAGGAGAAGUAAAAGGUGACAAGGGAACUCAUGUUACUCCUUCCACACAGAGGCAAGAGAGCUGUUCUGAGGUACCGAAGGAUCCCCCUAUGCCGAAGAGGCCUGCGCAUAGAACAACUGAUGUGAGAUUCCCUUCAUGUGUUGAAAAAUCACUACAAGAAAACAGCUCAAUUCCGACAGAAAUAUCCCGUCGGAAACAUUGA